CUUUAGCUGUCAUCUGUCCUCUCUAGUGCCUCUGUGUGCCGAUAGAAGAGAGGAGAGUAAAAAGAGAAUCUGCGUUAUUUCUUCUUUACCUAUCCUAAACUGACAACAUUUAGCUCUGUAUUUUCUGGUUUCCCAGUAUCUUUGGCUUCACAGCCAGGUAUCCCCAAUUCUGCCUGUUUCCUUUGAAAGACAGAAAUGGAUACACUGCUGAACACUGAAGAGCAGAUUUCUACUCUAUAACAUCUCUUGUCCUUGGAAUAUUUUUGAGGGAUCACUUCUUCAGCAUCUUCUAAACAAGAGCCCUGGUUAUCUUACAGAAAUGGAUACUUCACCUUCCAAACAAUAUCCAGUGAAAAAACGAGUGAAAAUUCAUCCCCACACUGUGACAGUGAAAUAUACUUCUCACUAUCCACAGCCUGGGGAAGAGGAAUAUGAAGAAAUUAACGAAGACAAUGAGACUUUUGUAGAAGAUAAUCCAAAGAGAAGAUUGCUGAGUGAUGGUCAACGGAAAGGAAGGUCUUUCUUUGGAACUAUUGACAUACCAUCGCCAACAGAACAAAAGCUGGAGACCCACAAGAGUGAACAAGGCCAAGUUUUUGUGGACGGAAGCAUUUUUCAGUCUCGAAAGACUUGGGCUAUUCUUUUAGGAUCUGCUUUGGCUCAUGGAUGUGUAGCUCUGAUAACCAGACUUGCUUCUGAUCGUUCCAAAGUGCCAUCUCUAGAACUGAUCUUCAUCCGUUCUGUUUUACAAGUGUUUUCUGUCUUAGUUGUGUGCUACUACCAUGAGGAUCCUUUUGGACCAAAAGGCCACCGACUACGACUAUUCUUCUAUGGAGUAUGCAAUGUUAUAUCUAUUACAUGUGCUUACACCUCCUUUGCAAUAGUACCACCAAGCAAUGGGACGACUAUGUGGAGAGCUACCACUACUGUCUUCAGUGCCAUUUUGGCAUUUUUACUAGUAGAUGAGCGAAUGGCUUAUAUUGAUGCAAUAACUGUAGCUGGUAGUAUUAUUGGUGUUUGUCUGGUCAUGAUCCCCAAUAUUAUUGAUGAAGAAAAUUCUCUCUUGAACACCUGGAAGGAGGCCUUUGGUUAUACCAUGACAGUUAUGGCAGGCUUAACCACAGCUCUCUCCAUGAUAGUGUACAGGUCCAUUAAGGACAAUGUGAGCAUGUGGACAGCACUUUUCACCUUUGGUUGGACCGGAACAGUAUGGGGCAUCUCCACUAUGUUUUUCCUUCAAGAGCCAAUAAUUCCACUGAAUAGAGAAAGUUGGAGCUAUCUUCUAGGUAUCUGUGUAUGUUCUACAGUGGCUUUUCUGGGUGUUUAUUACGCCUUGAGCAAAUUCCAUCCAGCUUUGGUCAGCACAGUGCAGCAUCUGGAGAUUGUGAUAGCUAUGAUCCUUCAGCUUCUUGUGUUACGCAUCUUCCCCACUGUUUACGAUAUGGUUGGAGGAGCUAUCAUCAUCAUUAGUGUCUUUUUUCUUGCAUGGUAUAAACUCUCGUGGAGGAAAAAGCAUGAUUAUCAGGAGAUACUGGAUUCUUCCAUUAAAUGAAUGCAGAAUGGUUCUAUUCUAUUUACUGCCCUGUAUAACUUAUAUACAUUUAUGUAUGUCUUUUGUAUCGUGUUGUUGAUAGCAUACUGCCAUUUCCUGUUCUAAUAUAGGAGAACUGCCUCAGUACAACUCAGUGGAGUUACACCAGAAAUGUCUGUUUUAGAAUCUAUAUGUGAGAAUUAUUUUAAAAUGUGAAAACUAUGAAAAUUAUAUUUUAUUCUUAUAUAGAAUCAUAGAAUUAUAUAGCAUACAGUAAGUGCCAAUAUAGACAAUCCUGUCCUAGAGACUAUCUCACUGCAUUCUAAUAGGCAUACUCCUGAGGAAGUUCCUAUAUCAGACUUGAUAGUGUCUGUGUGGAGUAGCCUUUUGCAGUGUUCAUGGUAGGACAGUCUAUGGAAGGAAAUAUCAGCAAGUACUUACCUUUUUAGAGCAAAGCUUUUACAGAGUUCAUAGUUGUACCUAUUUAGAGUAUCUAGUGCAUGAAUGGAUGACUCCUGCAGAUCUCAUCGGGCAAGUCUACUUGCAGUUCCUCCUUUGAUCAGACCUCUGUGGGAUGAACAGACUGAUACUUGACUUGACAAUUUGAAGAUUUACUGGAAGCCCUCUAUAAAAGAUUGUAAUUGCAGAAAGAAACUCUGCAAAUUAGAGUUCAUAUUAACUCUAAAUGAUUGUUGUUCAUGGAAAACAUAUAUCCUAUUUGUUUGUAGUACAUGUAUGUGCUUAUGAUAAUACUCAUAACCAUGCUUUAUCUCUGGUGCACAUUUCUGAUACAGACUUUUCAAGCCGCAAGGCCUUACUCUUCCAUCUCUCAGAAGUAUACUAAUCAUUGCUGACUAUAGCAAUUUAAUUCCAUGUACAUAUUUUUGCAAGAGUAAGCAGCAGAAACAGAUACAGUCACAUGUCCCUUUGAAAAAUACAUUCACCCAUAUAUCCUCAUUGACAGAUGGUUACCUGUGUUGCCAAAAGCAAAUAUUAAUUCUAUAGAAGUGCCAUUGACAGAAAUAGGGAGCAUCCAUUAAAUGAUGUGGAUCUGAUUUCUAGAAUAAAGGAUGGCUCUUUUAAAUAUUAUUUCCAUCUUAUUAUUUACUUGACAUGGCACUGAAUCUAGCUUUCUACUUACAGAAACUUUUAUUUUCCCCCCCCCCCUCCUGUAUCCUAAAAAUUAAAGCUGAGGCUUUCUCAGAUUUCCAGAGCUAACUUUUUUGGAGAUGCACAUGAGGAACUGCAAUGGUAAAAAGGUUCUGGUUCUGGUUCUGCUGCCCUGUCAGCAAAAGUCCACUGUUAGAUCCUUCCCAUGAAACUAGGCAAUGGAGUAUGAUGUAUAAA
Molecule: messenger RNA, 2878 nt
Organism: Sceloporus undulatus (fence lizard)
Lineage: Eukaryota; Metazoa; Chordata; Lepidosauria; Squamata; Phrynosomatidae
Gene: SLC35G2
Product: solute carrier family 35 member G2
Exons: 2
Coding region: 320-1552 (410 amino acids)
Cellular component (GO): plasma membrane
Source: RefSeq, a predicted model, not a curated record